Messenger RNA from Closterium sp. NIES-67, 1842 nucleotides. Lineage: Eukaryota; Viridiplantae; Streptophyta; Zygnematophyceae; Desmidiales; Closteriaceae. The record is from the annotation of a GenBank genome assembly.
GAUUUCACCGUUCCGUAGGUGAACCUGCGGAAGGAUCAUUGACACACUCAGUGAGCCCUUGGGUUGCGGGGUCAAUCGCAGCCCAAACCCCGGGUCGGCAGGUGCGGCGCUCGCGUUGCAUCGGCCUCCUGGGUGGGGAAAGCGCGUGCUCGCGUCCCGCUCGCAAAAAGGAAUCGGGUUCCACCCGUGCCCGGGCUGCGAGCGGCGACGAGAGAGAUGGCGGGCUCUCGCGUUCCUCCUAGGAGGAGGCGAGCGUCCAGAGCACGCUCGAGGGCACGGAAGGAUGACGACCGGCGUUCAGCCGGCUGCCGGAUCUCCGUGCCCGUGGCCUUGUCGGAGGAUCCGUCGGAACAAUGCAGGAACCCCACCUCAGGCCGUGCCCCGCGAGCGCGUCGGUCGUUUUGGCGAGCGAUCGGCGAGCUGGCGUGGUGCGGUGGCUCGAAAAAAGUCCGAGCACCGAUGGAUCCGUUGUGGUGCUGAACGGAAAGCGCACCCCGACAGGCAUGGGGCACCGCCCUGGUUGAUCCCAGACCUCGGCAAACGCCCCUAAGAACGAGUGACGAAACGACCGCCCUCGGGUCCUCCGGGUUGCUCGCAACUCGGGGGGACCGGGCGAACCUCCUCUCGCAGGAGGUCAGGUUGCCGUCCCCUCUCACGCAGCGAGCUUAUUAGGGCCGCCACCCGAAAGGCUAGCCGCGAUCGGGAGCGAGGCAAGACGCGGACACGGUCGGCCUGGGCGGAGGGGUGGCACCCGAAGCUCUUUCCUUCCAGUUCGUGACGAGCCUCGACACCAGGGAAUGCAGCAACCCGGCGGCACCGGGCGUCCAUGCGGACAAAAAAAAAAAACUCCCCAGCCCUGAUGGAAACAGCUCGGGCCUACCAAGCGCAAGCGAGGGAAGCCCGGGGCCUGACCUCGAGUAUCCUCUGAACACCUUUCCUUCCGACGCUCCUCCUCCCAAUCCAGCGUCCCCCGCCACCGGUGCUCGGUCUCUCUUGGCAUCGGCGGUGUGACUGCGGGGUCUUGCUCGCCCGGCCUUCUGAAUUCCUCUAGGAAGGCUCGGGAAGGGGCGCCCGCGGUGAUGGCAAAGGGACCCUUUUGCUACCCCCAACCGUCCCGCUCGCAGUGCAUCAAGGAGCUGCGGGCAGAGGCGGAAUACAAACCUCUCCGCAACCGGAACUGGCCGUCCGGUCGCAAAAAACCCUCCCUUGAGCGGGGCGCCCACGGGCCCCGGCACCUAAUAAAAACUGGGACCCCACUCCUGACGAUGGAUAUCUUGGAACCUGGCUCGAUGAAGAACGCAGCGAAAUGCGAUACGUAAUGCGAAUUGCAAAACUCCGUGAAUCAUCGAAACUUUGAACGCAUGUUGCGCCCGAGGCCUCGGCCGAGGGCACGUCUGCUUGAACGCCACACACAUCCAGGUGGAACCUCGCAUCCGAACCCACCCCUCCGCACGCAGCUAAGUGCGGCAGGGGAAACGGGACGGGAAAGCAAUGCGGGGCAGACAAGGGGCGCUCGGGUUGGUGUGGGCUCCGGCCCCCCCCUUUCUCCGAGACAAUCGCUCGUACCUGGGAAAACGAGAUGGCCGUCGCAACCCGUGCGCUCCGGGGCACAAAUGGGGGGCAGUCGGUUGAAAUCGCAGGGCCGCAUUAGCCCGUCUCCGCUCCUCUCGACCCCAGUGCAGAUCCCCGGGCGCCACCCGGGAGGACGCGAGUGGGACGAGCGAGAUGAGGCGGGCGGCGACCCCGCUGGGCUCGGCGAACCCAGCCGGCCAACGGACUCCGUCCGGACCUCCCAGCAGUCAGGCGAGACCACCCGCUGAAUUUAAGCAUAUUACUAAGCGG